Messenger RNA from Pseudophryne corroboree (corroboree frog), 1279 nucleotides. It is a transcript of the gene TMA16, whose product is annotated as translation machinery associated 16 homolog. Gene Ontology annotation, cellular component: nucleus. NCBI's taxonomy places the organism in Eukaryota, Metazoa, Chordata, Amphibia, Anura, Myobatrachidae. Bases 254 to 856 code for a protein of 200 amino acids. The transcript has 7 exons. The record is from RefSeq and is a predicted model, not a curated record.
UGCUGCGUGUCUCCGUCAGACCACUUGCUCAAUCAAUGUUCAUAGUGACAGAGGCGGAACUUUGUGUGCGGUGCCUGUAUGCGAUCGGAGUGUGAUUCCUCCUGCACCCUACUCUUCCUGCCAUAGAAGAUUCACGUGUGUGGUGCCCAGGGAGGCAGAGAGUGAACGGAAAAGGUCCCUUAGCCCACUUGAAUUUAGCAUCAACCGAGAGUGAACGGUCGGGUGUAGCGAGGAGAACACUGGCGGCAUCACCAUGCCUAAAGCACCGCAGAAUAAAGGUAAACAAGAAAAGAAGGUUAUCCAUCCUUACAGUAGAAAAGCAGCUCAGUUGGCACGAGAAGGUCACAAGCAGGACAGAAAAGAGAAGUUACAGAAUGAAAAAGCCUUGAAGCUAAGCAUCAUUCGUGAGAAACUCCAGUGGUUUCAAAGUCAUCUUAACCCUGACAAAACGGAGUACACCAAGCAGGAGGCAUGUGAGCUAAUUGAAAGCUAUUUGCAUCGGUUCGAUAGUGAGCUGGAACAAAUUGAAUUGCAUAACUGCAUCAAAGGUAGACAAGCAAGACAGCAUGGUUCCCGAGAGACCGUCGUUAAGCAGACUAUAGAGCGUGAAAGAAGACUGUACAACGGAUAUGGGAUGGAGAUACCGGAUAUUGUGAAUACAAAACACCUAAAAACAUUUCGAGAAUGGGAUUUGGAUCUGAAGAAGCUGCCAAACAUUAAAAUGCGCAAAUUUUCAGUCAGCGAUUCGCUUCUUAAAAGUGAAAUAGACAUUUCAACAGAAGAGGCUAAACAUGAAGACAAUCUGGAGAGCGCUGACAGGUCUUCUCCCGAGUCUGUGGACAGUGAAAGUGACUGAGACGAACCAAGAGACUAUUACAUUUAUCACGAAACAAGGAGACAUUACAUAACUUCUAAACUAAAAAUUUUAAACAAAGCUUGUUUUGAAUUUAUUUUUUUAAAUUGCGGAACUGCUAUUCCUAAUAGAAUUAAUUUCAAAAGCAUAAUCUUUUCAAGCUUAUUUCAUGUUAAUAAUUUAGUUUGAUAGAAGCUAUAGAGGCAAAAACAUAUUUCAUGUUUUUUUUAAAUCUGCCAAGUAGAACUGAUUUGUAUGUCUAGAGUGAAAUGAUUAUAGACGAGUGAGAAUAUUUCAAUAAGAUUUAGCUGUACUUGAUGUGCUCCAAUUAAUUAUUGUUCUUGAAUUCAGGCCUUUACGUGACUUUUAAAAGGAAGUGAGUUUUAUUUAUGAUAAACAAGAACAAAUGGUUUAUUUUUGAAGAAA